UUGGCGACUCUAUCUCACAUUGAUGUAGAUUAAAACGGCCAGCGGCGUUUACAACUGCAAAUCAGAAUGCCGUUCGGGCGGAGAAGAAAGGAUCAAAUGGCCUUUAAACACAUAGCUCAGGGUUUGGUACCUGCAGCCACAAUAGCUCCAAGAGCUGCUGUUCCCCGUACCCCUCCGCCACGUAGCCCAGAUCCUUCUCCAGAAAGACCAAGGUCAGCAUUGGCAGCAGUAAUUUUGACUUCAUGUCUGACUGGUCGUACAGUUGCCAUUCCUCAACCACAUUUGACAGGUCUUCGUCAAAGGUCUUAUUCUGAAAGUGAUUGUACACGUUCAGAGCAACAAAGCUUUCUUGAACCUUAUGCCACUGUGGCUGAUCUGGAGUUAAGGAAUGUAUGGCAAAGUACUGUUAGGGGCAGGCCUCAAUUACCACUGCCGUCUGAUUCUGACGAAGAAGAUAAUGAAGAAGAAGGAGAAGAUGAUGACCAAGAUGUGGAACAGUUGUCAGAUAAAGAAAACCAACCUCAUUACUAUGUUCUCGAAAAGGAAGAUGAAGUACAUAUUAAAGAGGCAGUUUAUGCCAUUCCUCACAAGGCUAACCAGAAUGAAAUACCAGCAUCUGUGAGCAGUGAUCUGACUGACAUUUCUUCCUAUGAUGUAGAAUCUACCGCUCUGAUACAUGAACCAAAACCUGGACAAGUUGAAGAACAUACUUUAACUCCAGCAUCUAAGGAGCAUCGAAUAAUUGAAAAGCAACAGACAAUUCCAGAGUUCACCCCGGUCCCAGGUUUGAAGAAUACCAUGAUUGUCGAAGACCUCAGAACACCAUCCACUGUAACUCAUAAAAAGAAGAAAAUAAAGGCAAAGCUAAUUUCAAAGGGGGCCAAGCAAGAUUUAACAGUUGAAGCUAACCAAGAGCUGAUAGAGAUCCGAAAAGAGCAGUUAGAAGAACUAAAAGAAAGAAAUCAGACAUUGGCUUCUGAAAAUCAGGUCAUUGCCCAUCAGGCUCACAGCUUGAUGCAACAGCUGGAGGGGAUGAAGCUUAAAGUGGAGCAACUGCAAAAAGAAAAUCAUAAACGACAAGAAGUUGACAAUAACCAAUCAAGGGAAGAUGAAAAAGCAGAACUGCUUUUACUUCAGCAGCAUGCUCAGGAACUAGUGGAUGAAAAUGAUGCCUUGAAGAUGACCAUCCAUCGCUUAAAUGUAGAACUUAGCUGCUAUCAAACCAAAUACAGACCUGUACAUAGUGAGAUAUCCUGUAAUACUGGUCUUCCAACAUCAGGACCACCAUCACCCUGGCUUGUGGACAUGAAAGUGUUGUCACCCCUUCUUCUGGCCUAUGAAGACCGAUUACAGGAAAAGGAUGCUGCAAUGCGAGCCCAUGAGGAGGAAAUGAAGAAUUUCAGAGCUCGAGUAGAAGAGGUGGUGAGGGAGAAUGAACAGCUUCAUCAGCAACGUGAGAGAAAUGGUGCUAUUAGCAGCAGAGAGUGGAAUCAGUUGCAGGAUCAGGCAAAGUUGGUUUUGGAGGAAAACCAAGUUUUGAUGGAGCAGUUAGAGAUACAGCAAGCGAAAGCAAAAAGCAGUCACAACAGACACAUACAAGAAGUGUCAAAAUUGACUAAACAAUUGAUGCUGCUGGAAUCAGAGAAACAAAACCAACAAAAGGAGUUACAUGAGACUCAACAAGAGUUGAACAAACUUUCUUCAAAGUAUGACCAACUUAAAGCAACUCUUGAUGACAGAGUGAGAAUUGAUGAGCAUACCUCAAUGGUGAACAACCUCAAAAGGAAACUACAGCUCGAACAAGAGAAACAGCACACAGAAGUGGAGGAAUUAAUGGGAAGAAUUGCAUCAUUGCAAGCUGAGAAAAAGAGCUUACUCUUUGAAAAAACAGAAUUAAUAGCUGACAAUAAGACUUUAGAAGCAGAGCUGCAAGUAGCACAGAAGUCAAACAGGCUAGCACAAAAGAAGAUUGGUCUUCUGAAACAGCAGGCAGAAGAGGCCAUGGAGAAAGAAGUAGCAGCACAUCAAUAUCUGGCAAACUUGAUUGGUCUUGCUGAAAAGACAGCUCAUGAACGUGACCAACUUGUACAUGUGACCAAAAGCCUGACAAAUGAGAAACAUGGAGUUUUAAACAAGAUUGUAGCAGGCAAUGUGCGUUUGGGCAAGUUGGAGGAACAAGUAAAGAUGUACAAAACAAAAGCUGCCAUGAAGCUUGGAGACAUAAACAACCGUAUGAAGGAACAAGAAGAGGAUUUUGCCAGAAGGACUGCUCAGUACCAACGGGAAAUACGGCGUCUUCAGCAGCUACUGAAGGACAAGCAGGAAACCCUUGAUGGACUGCUUGAACAGCAAAGACAAGUAGAAUCUGAACUCGAAACAGUUUGGGAAUCAACGACACGAGAAAAUCGUCGAAUAAAGGAUCUUUUGCAUGGCACUGUACAUAAAAGUAAUCUCUUGGACACUGUCAGCUUUGAUAGAUCAGAUAUAGAAGGAAACCCUCGCAGGUAUUUAAGCAGCCAAUCAGAUUUCAAAGCAAUCAGCUAUUGUGAUGUAAUACUGUCCUCUGCUAGAAGGAUAGAAGAUAGAAGGACACAUGAAAAUGACCUGCGGCCAAAUGUUAAUAAGUACUCGCCUCAUCGUGUGGCUGAAAGUGGAGAUUGUGCAAUCACACAGCAAAAAAAGAAAAAGCGCAGGGAAGAAACUGUCAAGAGUCCGAUGUUUGAGUCUGACUCUGAUCAGCAGCAAAUUGUCUCCUCUGAUGAAAGUGACAAAAAUGAGCAUAGUUUCUACUCUUAAAUUUUCAAAUGUCAAUGGUAAUCAUAUUAUUAUUCCUACAAAUGGUACAAUAUUCACAUAGACUGAUAACUGGAAGUCUGAUUUUUUUUUAAAUGAACGGCUAAAGCAUUGACACAAGACUUCAUGUUUUAAAACUAUAUUGUAGCCAAAUACCUUAGAAAAGAUUUCUCACUAUUGUUUUGUGGUGAGCAAUUUAUACUUUGAACUAUUUUAAAUAGAAUAGAACAUCCCCCCUAUCUUCUUAGCCCAGAAAAUACUGCUAUACUUUACAUAGACCUUUACAAAGACUGUCAGUUUUCCCAGACUCGAUCCAAAAUGAUUCUUAACUCCUAAGAGUUGAAUCCUGUUCAGUUCUGUUCUCAAACAAGUCAUUUGUAAUAUUUGACUUAACCUAAUCUACACUCAAUCUCUUUGACAGUGAAGUUGUGUUUUCCUAUUAUCUGUGUUCUAGCACAAGCUAGGUGAAUCUACCAGCUUUGUUUUAACACCCCCCUUCUCCUGGAUCCAAGCAGACCAAAUGUUCUGGGAAAAUCUGUAAUCUGUCUUUCAGAGGCUUCCUCCGUAUCCUUUACCUUGGUGACCUGAAUUACACGGGGCCUUGUAUCUACUUAGAAAUGCUUAAUAUUAACCCUUAAGAGCCUUAACCUUCUUUCUUUUUGGCAGUAAAUUGAUAGCUUAAAUUGCAAUUGUUUAUACCGAGUCAUUCUCAACAUUUUUCUGGGACUUUCAAGGUUCUUAGCCUUCAUUGUUAACACUCAGGCUGUUGCCAGUCUCCAAGCAUAAAUAUUCUGCACCACCUUCCCAGUAAAACAAUCUAAAUCUUCCUUAGGUAUUUUAGUAUUGAAACCACCCAUGCUUAUUGUCAGACAGGUGUCAGAACAGGUCACAUAACUUCCUUCAUUUUAUUAUUAAAUUUAGUGGCAGAAUUCCAAAAUAUAAUUGUUAUAAGUGAUUUCUGUCUAGGCUUUCUGAAUCUCCGGAGAAUAGUCCCUGACACUUGGCUAACUAUUCUAACUCUAGGGAUCUGAUUCAGAACAACCGGGUCCUGCCUCCGAACUCUGCCAACCGCGGACUGUCCUUUAACCCUUGUAUUAAGGGAGACUGUCCGCAAGGUUAAGUUCAAAAAGGCGAACUCCAAGUUGACUGGUAUCAGCCCUUAUCCCCACCGGCUAUCACUUCUCCCGUGGCAAAUCGAAAUAUUGCGAGACACACAAACGGAGCAACAGAUGUUUAUUCAAUCUUCGAAGAUUGGGCGAGUUCCAAAAAGGACUUCGGAAGUCGCAACGGGAGAUUUUACAGCACUAAUACUUAUACAUUAUUUUUCCAUUCAAAUACAUUGGUGAUAAUUUCAUUGGUUUAAACAUCUCACGCUAUGGAUUUUUCUUACAUUAAAAAUCAUUAAUGAC
This is a messenger RNA of Hemiscyllium ocellatum (epaulette shark), 4202 nucleotides long. RefSeq names its product centrosomal protein 89 (gene cep89). Bases 67 to 2796 code for a protein of 909 amino acids. NCBI's taxonomy places the organism in Eukaryota, Metazoa, Chordata, Chondrichthyes, Orectolobiformes, Hemiscylliidae. Gene Ontology annotation, biological process: cilium assembly; mitochondrion organization; chemical synaptic transmission. Gene Ontology annotation, cellular component: ciliary transition fiber; centriole. The transcript is spliced from 20 exons. The record is from RefSeq and is a predicted model, not a curated record.